AUGACAAAUUUGAGAGAGCUUUACUUGGACACCAAUAGGUUGACUUCUAUGAUACCUGCUACCCUAUUGAGCAUGAAAGAUCUCCAAAUUCUCAAACUUUCAUCAAAUUUCUUAAGUGGAUCACUACCUCUAGAGAUCGGGAACCUCAAAGCAACGUACAGUUUGGAUCUCUCGUCUAAUCAAUUGUCAGGCAUCAUUCCUACUACAAUUGGGAUGCUGCAAGUUUUACAGAACCUUUCAUUGGCGAGAAAUAAUUUGCAGGGCUCCAUACCAGAAUCAUUUAGCCAUAUGGUCAGCUUGGAAUUCUUGGACCUUUCACACAAUAAUCUCUCUGGUGUGAUACCCAAGUCAAUGGAGGCACUCAAAUCUCUUAAGGAAUGCAAUGUUUCUUUUAAUAGAUUAAGUGGCGAAAUUCCUAGAGAUGGUCCCUUCAGAAACUUUACAGGUCAAUUGUUCAUGAACAAUGAAGGACUCUGUGGUGACCCAAGGCUUAGUGUUCCACCAUGUCAGAGUAAUUCAAUUAGAAGAUCAAGCAAAAGAAAGGUGCUUCUACUUGUCAUUAGUGUGUCAGGGAUUGCAGCAAUACUGAUAAUAGCAAUUGGAGCAUUAUUGAAUCUAUGGUGGCUAAAGAAACCAAAGAGUUCUGGUGGAACAGAGUUGAUGUCAAUGGCAAAAUAUGAUAGAUUUUCAUACUAUGACCUUUUGCGCUCAACUGAUAACUACAAUGAAAGCAAUUUGCUUGGAGAAGGGAGCUAUGGUUCUGUUUACAAAGGGAUCCUAAGCGAUGGCACUGUUGUGGCUAUCAAGGUCUUCAAUUUGCUAGCGGAAGAUUCAUUAAAAAGCUUUGAUAGAGAAUGCGAGGCACUAAAGAGUUUACGCCAUCGAAAUCUUACAAAAGUGCUCGGCUGCUGCUCUAACCCUGAUUUUAAAGCCUUGGUACUCAAAUACAUGCCCAAUGGGAGUCUUGAGAAGUGGUUGUACUCUCACAACCAUUUUUUAGAUAUGUUUCAAAGAAUAAACAUAAUGAUUGAUGUUGCUUGUGCAUUGGAAUAUCUCCAUUAUGGUUGUCAUACUCCUGUGGUACAUUGUGACUUGAAGCCCAGUAAUAUCUUGCUUGAUGAAGAUAUGGCUGCUCAUGUAAGUGAUUUUGGUAUAGCAAAAAUGUUUGGCCAAGGAGAAAGUAUUUUGUAUACCAACACCCUCGCAACACUGGGAUACAUUGCACCAGAGUAUGGAUCCGAGGGGAUGGUUUCGACAAGAAUCGAUGUAUACAGUUUUGGAAUAGUUUUGAUUGAAACUUUUUCCAGGAUGAAGCCUAGUGAUGAAAUGUUUUCAGGAGAUUUAAGCCUUAAAAGCUGGGUAGAAGAUUGUCUUCCUGAUGCAUUUCAAGUCGUUGAUGCGAACUUAAUAAGGCCAGAGGAUGAGCAUUUCACUCACAAGCUGAAGUGUGUUUUAUUGAUCAUGAAUUUGGCUCUAAACUGCUGUAGAGAAUCUCCAGGAGAAAGGAUGAACAUGAAAGAUGUUUUAGCAAAUUUGAAGAAGAUUAAACACCAGCUUCUUAUGACAGCAAGUGCUUAGCAAUUUUGUGCAAAUUUUAUCUUUCAAUAUAGAAGUUACUUUCCUUAUUUGUUUGCACUCAUGGCCUACUAUUUCUUGUAGCCAACUCUCAGACCUUGA
This is a messenger RNA of Coffea eugenioides, 1677 nucleotides long. Its product is annotated as receptor kinase-like protein Xa21. Bases 1 to 1578 code for a protein of 525 amino acids. The record is from RefSeq and is a predicted model, not a curated record. Gene Ontology annotation, molecular function: protein binding; protein kinase activity; ATP binding. The transcript has 2 exons. NCBI's taxonomy places the organism in Eukaryota, Viridiplantae, Streptophyta, Magnoliopsida, Gentianales, Rubiaceae. Gene Ontology annotation, biological process: protein phosphorylation.